AUGGCAUCGACGCCGUGUCCGUACGCAGCCGCGGGUGCCAAGGUGCUCGUGGCCGAUGAUACCUGCCCAGAAGGCGGUGUGUGCGUCGUCAACAGCAAGUGCAAAGUCGUGGGCCGCUUCAACGACACUUUCGACACCUUUCGCAAUCUUAGCGCCAUCGGGCGAUUCGACAAGUACACCAGGGCUGCUCUCACCGUGGGAGAUUCGGCGAGCGUCGACCUGCGCCUCAUGGAGCUCUCGCCGAGUGUCCGAUGGCUAGAGUUUCAAAACAUUGGGGCGCUGGACCUUGCGCGCGCCAAGCCACUGCUUUCUGUGACCAAAUUGUGGAUGGAGAACGUCUCGCUGGCGCCGUUGCCGCCAACGAUUGCGUGGUCGCCCAAUCUCUUUGAUCUGUCCCUCUCCAACUGCUCCCUUUCCCACAUUCCUCCGAACUUGCCCCCCGGCAUGGGGUCUCUCUGGCUCGGGAAGAAUUCGAUUACAUCCCUCGCGAACCUGCCAUCGAACCUGACGCUUCUGGUGCUGGGGGGCAACAGCUUGACCGAGAUCAUCGACGUAGACUGA
Messenger RNA from Saprolegnia diclina VS20, 561 nucleotides. RefSeq lists its product as hypothetical. The transcript is spliced from 7 exons. The record is from RefSeq and is a predicted model, not a curated record. NCBI's taxonomy places the organism in Eukaryota, Oomycota, Saprolegniomycetes, Saprolegniales, Saprolegniaceae. The coding region runs from base 1 to 561 and encodes 186 amino acids.